AUGAAGCCCAACGUUCUUGUUGCAAUUCUCAGUGUGGCCCUGAGCGUCACUGCGGCCCCUACUCCAUUGAAUCGGCCAUGGUCAUUAGAGCUAGCAGCCCGCAAAGUUGACCUUGAUGAUGCUCCUACCCCUCCAACCCCUCCCACUCCGCCCACCCCCUCUGGGCCUGUUUAUGGAGGUCCCUACCGUGGUCCCGUCGGAAUUCCAACUCCUCCCACCCCUCCUACCCCUCCCACUCCGCCAACCCCCUCGGGACCUGUCAAUGAAGGUCCCUACCGUGGUCCCGCUGGAAAUCCAACUCCUCCCACCCCUCCCACCCCUCCCACUCCGCCAACCCCCUCGGGACCUGUCAAUGAAGGUCCCUACCGUGGUCCCGCUGGAAAUCCAACUCCUCCAACUCCUCCUACACCUCCUACACCUCCUACCCCACCGACUCCUUCUAGCACAGUUAAUGGUCCAUUCUAUGGUCCAGUUUACGGUAGCGGCGGCGGCCAGCCUGUUCCUCCUACUCCACCAACUCCCCCCACUCCCCCCUCCCCUUCUUCCUACUAG
Penicillium soppii is the source of this 552-nucleotide messenger RNA. RefSeq lists its product as uncharacterized. The transcript has 2 exons. Bases 1 to 552 code for a protein of 183 amino acids. The record is from RefSeq and is a predicted model, not a curated record. NCBI's taxonomy places the organism in Eukaryota, Fungi, Ascomycota, Eurotiomycetes, Eurotiales, Aspergillaceae.